Nannospalax galili (Upper Galilee mountains blind mole rat) is the source of this 954-nucleotide messenger RNA. Its product is annotated as olfactory receptor 6N2. Gene Ontology annotation, biological process: G protein-coupled receptor signaling pathway. Gene Ontology annotation, molecular function: G protein-coupled receptor activity; olfactory receptor activity. Lineage: Eukaryota; Metazoa; Chordata; Mammalia; Rodentia; Spalacidae. The record is from RefSeq and is a predicted model, not a curated record. Gene Ontology annotation, cellular component: membrane. The transcript has a single exon. Bases 1 to 954 code for a protein of 317 amino acids.
AUGGAUCAAUACAACCUUUCAAGCCUGACUGAAUUUGUGCUCCUUGGCUUCCCCAACGUUGGACAUGUCAGGGGCUGGCUUUUUGUCUUGCUGUUUUUGGCAUACCUAUUCACCAUUGGUGGUAAUAUGCUCAUCUUUUUAGUCAUUCGACUGGAUGCUGCCCUACACAAACCCAUGUACCACUUUGUCAGUGUGCUUUCCUUCUUGGAGUUGUGGUAUACAGCCACCACCAUCCCUAAGAUGCUAGCUAAUCUUCUCAGUGAGAAGAAGACCAUUUCCUUUGCAGGAUGCCUCCUUCAGACAUAUUUCUUCCACUCCCUAGGAGCCUCUGAGUGCUACCUUCUUACAGCCAUGGCUUAUGACCGAUACUUGGCCAUCUGUCGGCCCCUCCACUACCCCUUGGUUAUGAGCACAGCACUUUGUGCCAAGAUGGCUGCUGGUUGCUGGACUUGUGGAUUCCUGUGCCCCAUUUCUGAGGUCAUCCUGGUCUCCCAGCUCCCCUUUUGUGACUACAAUGAAAUCCCACACAUCUUCUGUGACUUUCCACCUCUCCUGAGCCUGGCCUGCAAGGACACAUCCACUAAUGUUCUGGUGGACUUUGCUGUCAAUGCCUUCAUUAUCCUUAUCACCUUCCUCUUUAUCAUGGUUUCUUAUGGGCAGAUCAUUGGUGCUGUGCUGAAGAUUAAAACGGCAGCAGGACGAAGGAAGGCCUUCUCCACGUGUGCCUCACACCUCACUGUGGUCCUCAUCUUCUUUGGGAGCAUCAUCUUCAUGUAUGUACGGCUAAAGAAGAGCUACUCGCUCACUCUUGACCGGACUCUAGCUGUGGUAUACUCUGUAUUAACACCACUGGCCAACCCCGUUAUCUAUAGUCUUCGCAACAAGGAACUCAUUCGGGCCAUUAAGAGGACCAUCUUCAGGAAGGGGGAGAAAGCUAGUUCGACUCACCAUUGA